AUGGCAGCUAGUGGUCCUGAUGGCCCCUACCUCGAUCUAUGGGGCCUGGUGCAACGGUACCUCCUCAACCACCCUCCCUCCCUCCUGACGGCCGGUGAGUUGGUACAGCCAGGGACCAUCUCAGGCUCAGUGGGGGAGUGUGAAGAAUGUAUAGUUAAGUGUUACCUGGUCUUCCUCAUAGACCCAACCCAGUACCUGACCGACCGGUCCAGGGUGGCCUAUAUGGCGCUCCGGGUAACCGGCCCAGCACUGCGCUGGGUGGGGUCCCUGGUCCCCUCCUGGCAGGAGGAGGUGGUCCUCAACUCUCUGGGCCGGUUCAUAACGCUCCUUGGCAGGGAGUUUGGGCCACCAGACAUGUGGUCAUCAGCUAGUCGUCAUCCUAAGCCUCCGCCUCCCAGCAGCUCGCCUGCUCUGCCUCCCAUCUGCUCAGCAGUUCCUGUCCCCGCUGGAUUGCCGCUGCCGCCAGCCUCCAGUUCCAAGGCCCAGCCACCGCCACCAGCCUUCAGUUCCGAGGCCCAGCCACCGGUUUCCAUCCCGGAGGCCCAGCCGACCGGUCUCCCGCCCUGCUGUCCCGUCGCCGGUCUCCCGCCCUGCUGUCCCGUCGCCGGUCUCCAGCCCUGCUGUCCCGUCGCCGGUCUCCAGCCCUGCUGUCCCUUCGCCGGUCUCCAGCCUUCGCUGCCUCCUCCCGUCUCCAGAGGGUCCCAGCCUUCGGCGUCGCCUCCCCGAGAUGACCAGCUCCACCUGGGUCCAAGCUCUGGGUCGUCCGCCCGAGGUGACCAGCUCCACCCGGGUCCAAGCUCUGGGUCGUCCGCCCAAGUUCCCAGGCGCCACUCCGGUCCCAGCUCCCGGCCGUCCGCCCGAGUUCCCAGGCGCCACUCCGGUCCCAGCUCCCGGCCGUCCGCCCGAGUUCCCAGGCGCCACUCCGGUCUCAGCUCCCGGCCGUCCGCCCGAGUUCCCAGGCGCCACUCCGGUCUCAGCUCCCGGCCGUCCGCCCGAGUUCCCCGGCUCCACACCUAUUCAGACUCCAACCAGCUCCCCGGAUCGGCUUGCUCCCUAUGGUGAACAGGCCACCACGUUGGGGGAGGGGGUUUUCGGCCCUCGGGAGCUGGCCGUGGAGGGGGGGGGUACUGUCACAGUUAUGCCAGGCCUCACAGCCUGUAAUCACCCACACCUGCUCCCAAUCACACUCCUGCUCCCCAUCAAUCCCAAUCACAGACAGUAUAAGAACACUCCACUCACUUCAUUCAGGGUCCGACCUCGCUCGCGUAUAGGACUCUAUGCACCAUAUAACACAAGUGCUCUUUGUGUUAGUUUACAGUGCUUUCCCUCGUUUCCAGUGUGUCUCCAGUUUCCUGUGUCUCCUGUGGUUUCUCCAGUCCUCCGUGGCUUCUCCAGUUCCCUGUGGCUUCUCCAGUCCUCCGUGGCUUCUCCAGUCUUCUGUGGAUCCUCCAGUCUCCUGUGGCUUCUCCUGUGAUCCCCGAGUCUCAGUUUACUUCAGUGACCUCCCUACAUCCACUACCCCUUUCCGAACACUCUCCUGGCUGUCAUUAAAUAAAGUGCAUUCCUGUCA
Molecule: messenger RNA, 1570 nt
Organism: Siniperca chuatsi (mandarin fish)
Lineage: Eukaryota; Metazoa; Chordata; Actinopteri; Centrarchiformes; Sinipercidae
Product: proline-rich receptor-like protein kinase PERK9
Exons: 2
Coding region: 1-1062 (353 amino acids)
Source: RefSeq, a predicted model, not a curated record